AUGAGCUCUAGUGCUAUGGAGUCGUUUAACAAUUGGAUUCUUAAAGCUCGGGAAAUGCUUGUAUUUUAUUUAGUUGAUGAGAUUCGUCGCAAAAUUAUGAAGCAAAUGGCAUCUAGGAGAGUAAAGUCGAUGAAAUGGAUUUCAGUGAUUUGGCCGAAGAUGGAUAAGAAGUUAGCUCGCUUUAUCAAAAAAGGAAUGUCGUGGAGGAUCAUUAUGUCGAAGGGGGGUUUGUACGAGGUGCGCUGUCUUCCCCCUAAGGUAGUAUCUAUUGAGGAAAGGACGUGCUCUUGUGGUCAACGGCAGUCUACCGGUUUUAUGUGUAGGCAUGCUACAACGGUUAUUAUAAAAGCUUAUGGAGGGGAAGGAACUUUGGUGGACCACAUGGAUCCAUUAUACCUUGUUGAUGCGUAUCGGCAUGCAUAUGAAGAACCCAUAUAUCCAGUUGUAGAGAGUGACAUUCCUGAUUUUACACAGGAAGGUGACCGGGUUAUAAACCCUCCAUGGAAUAGGCGGCCAGCAGGUAGGCCCAAAGUUAAACGCAUUCAUUCAAGGGGUGAAGAGUCAUAUACCAGGCCAAAUAAAUGUGGGAGGUGCCAUAAGGCUACAAAGCACAACCAAAAAACAUGCAAAGAGCCAAGCGAUAUAUGA
Molecule: messenger RNA, 648 nt
Organism: Rhododendron vialii
Lineage: Eukaryota; Viridiplantae; Streptophyta; Magnoliopsida; Ericales; Ericaceae
Exons: 1
Coding region: 1-648 (215 amino acids)
Molecular function (GO): zinc ion binding
Source: RefSeq, a predicted model, not a curated record